AUGACAAUGAAAGGGAAGGCCGAAGAAUACCCUUCUGGCAUCAAUGUCCAGAACGGUCAUCUUCAAAUUGACAAUAUCCUUUGGGAACUACCAAAUGAAGCUAUCAGGAAAUGUUCCACUCUGGUGCAAGUCAGCCUUCCAACGUCCGUGAGAGUCAUUGGAGAAUAUUGCUUUGCGCAGUGCACCAGCUUGAAGACUGCCGAAAUCCCAAACUCGGUGGAAGUCGUUGGAAAAGCCGCCUUUUAUUACUGCACCAAUUUGACCGAUGUGACGAUUGCCCAAGACCAAUCCAAGCUCCGUGUGAUUGGUGAGCUGGCAUUUGGUGUGUGCCGAGCACUCAAGACCAUCGAGACGCCAGAGACUGUGGCGGAAAUUGCUCCCAAAGCCUUUCAGGCUUGUCUGGAUUUGGAAAAGGCAACCAUUACGGGAAACAAGUUACGGUCGGUAGAGGAAGAAGUCUUUAGUGGCUGCUCCUCCUUGACGGAAGUAUUAUUACCAUAUUCCGUCACAAUUAUCAAGAAACAGGCCUUUCGUGGCUGUCGAAAACUUCACACAGCACUGCAGCAAGGACAACAACAAGAAAUUGGUGUAAAAAGGGCGUUCCUUCCAUCGAUAGUCCAUAUCGGGAAUGGUGCCUUUGAGAGUUGCCAAAGUAUAGAAACCUUCCAACUUUCUGGAAAUAUUCGGACUAUUGGGCAAUAUUCUUUCAAAGACUGUGAGAAUUUGGAACACUUUGAGUUCCCUGAAGGUCUUGAAGUCAUUGAGGAUAGAGCCAUGGCAAGAUGCUUCGCUUUGGGAUUCGCCCGGCUACCUACAUCUCUCAUCAGCAUUGGAGAAGAAGCAUUUCAUUCCUGCGAGACUUUGCAGUCGGUGAUUAUGGCGCCGAAGAAACUAUCGAGACUUCGAUCCGUCGGACACAGGGCGUUUGGGAGGUGCCUUAGCCUGUGCAACAUCUAUUUUCCCACAAACGCUUCAGUCGGAAUCACCGCACUGGAGGGGUGCGAAAGACUGAAGGAACUGGUAAAAGGAUAUGCUUGGUCCGAUGAUCAAAUUAUUGAACUCUAUCAAGGUCGAUUUGACGGACUCCCUUUGCAUCAGCUCUGUUACCAUCAAUCGUACUUCUCCACCAAAGAAUUGGGAGAGAUACUUUGCAGUGGAGCAAGGAUGGCAGAGGACGUGAAUGGAAUUGAUGUUUGUGGAAUGACUCCACUGCAUUUGCUUGCGCUGGCAAGAGUCUCGAACUUGGACCUUUGGAAUUACAUGAUUGGACAAAACCGGUCGAACAUUAUGGCGAUGGAUAACCGAGGACAUUUGCCUCUUGGAUAUUUGUUGCUCAACAAUUGCGAGCCGACUAUUCUUGACUUGUAUUUUUCAGCUCGACACGAGUCCUAUCCUUAUCAAUCAUCCUUGGAAUACAUUGCUGAGAACACUCUUCCUUACUCAAGAGUCAAGCUCCAUGUCGUCCUCCAACUUUCUCUCCAGCGAUUGGUGGAGGAUCUUGAGAACGAAGAGUGGAAACAAUCUGUCAUGGAUGAAGCCAAUGAAAUUUGCAAAUCGUUCAACAGCAAAGAUCGGAUCAGGAAAGCAUCCCAAUUGCAAUGCAAUACGCUUCAAAAAUACCAAAUGAAAAAGGUGUCCUCCUUGUUGGAGUUGGCAGUUUGGAAUGUCAAGAUUCACGAAACCACCACCAAGAAGACACACGCUGCAUCAUCUUCACCGGAAGACAAAAUCCACCGACAGAAUUGUAGAUUGCAAUGUGGUGAUGAGGUCAUUAUUCGAAACGUAUUACCAUUUCUUCCUUUUGAAAUCAAAGAUGGGGAUUUCGAACUGAUUGGCAGAAUGAACGGCAAGCCCAUUCCAGAUUUUCGAUACGGACCAAAACCACAAGAUGUCCGAUAUGUACAAGCGCCCCAGACCGUCAGCUUGGCAAGCUUGUUUGGGGUUGAAUAUUGGUAA
This is a messenger RNA of Cylindrotheca closterium, 1956 nucleotides long. NCBI's taxonomy places the organism in Eukaryota, Bacillariophyta, Bacillariophyceae, Bacillariales, Bacillariaceae. The record is from the annotation of a GenBank genome assembly.